AUGACAGACCGAACGAAGGGACUAAAGCGACAUACUCGCGCCGAAGUCAUCGCAAGUCUCGAUAUGGAUGUCGGAAUUGUAAGAAUAGAAGACUCAAGUGCGACGAGUCAAAACCAGAAUGCAUCCGCUGUCUCAAACACGACGAAAUCCCAAUCCAAGAUUCCAACGCCGCCGUAUUCGGAACUCAGCAGGAGCAGCAUCAUGUCACCGGACACGACGGGUGGUAAUAUGUCUCUUGUCACAGUUGAACGAACAAUUACACAGCUCAUUGGCAUCCACGGAAGUCCAAAGUCCAUAGAUGGAUCGACUCAACUCACCAAUCUCGGUUUUCUGAAUCAUUUCGUUACUGAAAGUACAGAAUCGGUGCUCAAUCCAAAAAUAAAAACAAUUAUGAAAACGGGAUUAAUUAGGAGUGCUUUUACGAGUGCGCAUUUGAUGCACACGAUCUUAGCGGCGGCAUGUCUUCACCUCAAUCGUAUGCAGCCAGGAAAUAAAAAUCGGGAGUUCCUCGAGGUAUUUCAUUGGCAACGUGCCGUGCAACUGUAUCAAACAGAACUGGCGUGCACCAAUACUAAUAAUGUCAGCGUGGACAACACGGAUUCCUUGAUCGGAAGCUGUUUACUGUUAGCUCUCAACCAAUUCUGUCCAGCUGAUUUCAAACCCGAGCAUUCCUGGGUCUUCACGUCCAACCCAGCGGACCUGAAUUGGCUCGCUUUACAAGGUGGUCUACGAUGCAUCCUAGGAAUCACUCAGCCGGUCCUUAGCGCCAGUAUCUGGGGAUCUGCUUUUCAAGAUGCUGAUGAUCGGCUGAGAGGGUUCAAAGAGGAGCAAUCAGGUCGUGCUGGUUUACGAGACGAAUUAGCUAAUCUGUGCGAGAUCGACGAUCGCGCGACAUCGGAGAACAACCCGUACCACUGGUCGGUACAGUUGCUGAGCAGAAUGAUGACUCUCAAGCCGUACAAUAGGCCGGAAAACUUUGAGAUCUUUGUUACCUGGAUGGGUCAAAUACUGCCGGAAUUCAUCACGCUUCUGCGAGACAAAGACGAGCGUGCGCUGUUGGUAUUGAGUUGGUGGAUGGCGCUCAUGUGUGCCGUUUCACCGUUUCAGGUCUGGAUAUACGGCAGAAUUGUACCAGAGUGCAAAGCGAUUUGCGAAUAUCUCGAAACAACCAGCACGGACCCAGAUAUAUUGAGACUGAUACGGUGGCCGGCGAUGGCUUGUGGAUACCAUGACUGCAAUCCGGCUGCGAUCGUGGAUGUGACUUUCGACUCGUCGGGAUGUUUCUCAAGAUGCGAGUCCUGCUAA
This is a messenger RNA of Talaromyces stipitatus ATCC 10500, 1305 nucleotides long. RefSeq names its product C6 transcription factor, putative. The record is from RefSeq and is a predicted model, not a curated record. Gene Ontology annotation, molecular function: DNA-binding transcription activator activity, RNA polymerase II-specific. The coding region runs from base 1 to 1305 and encodes 434 amino acids. NCBI's taxonomy places the organism in Eukaryota, Fungi, Ascomycota, Eurotiomycetes, Eurotiales, Trichocomaceae. The transcript is spliced from 4 exons. Gene Ontology annotation, biological process: regulation of transcription by RNA polymerase II.